UUUAUAGACCUAUCUUUUUGUGAAACCGUACAUGACCAUGGUUUCAAACUGUGUUUAAUCUACCCCACAGCAUAGCACGUGGGAAAUUUGUCCGCGCGAAAUAUGUCGAAUACGCCCCAGAAUAUAUAUGGUAUCAAUAAUUCAGCAGAUGCUUACUAUGGGACACUUUUCUCACAUUUAUCUUACGGAAUGGGUGAAGGUAAUGGGGCCAACUCAGCUACAACUCCCAAUGCGGAAAAUGCGGCUGCGGCGGCUGCCGCUGCAGCUUUAGCAGCAGUGGCUUCUGGAAGAAAUGAUUGGUCUAAUACUGAUGGUUAUAAUGCUCUUUCAAAUAUGAUGAAUAGUAUGCGUACGCACUCAGCAAUGACAGCCUGUUCGAAUUCUGGGGAUUUAUCAGCGUCUUGUAAUAUCCCAUCCAGUUCUUUGUCAUCUCCUUAUGCUGCGACUUUGCUCGCUGCAGUUGCUGCAGCGGCAGCUGCAGCUUAUCCACUUCCUCAGGGUGCUCCAAAUGCAGUUUCUGCCCAAACAGGCCGGUCUUUCUUACCAAAUCCCUCAAUGAAUAACAGAGCAGCUGAUUUUGCAACUAUGUACUUUGAUUCUUCUUCAAGACCAUCUGUUACUAAUGCCAAUCAACUUAAUGGACUCCUUGGUAAUCUACCUAAUUGGCCUUUCACCGUUCCUCCAACUCACUAUCCAAACUCUUCAUUUAUUGAUAGGUCUGCUGGUGCAGUUGUUCCUUUUGAGGGUUGGACAUCUUCAAAUGGACAACAAUUAACAUUGUCGCCUUGUGGUGAAAACGAUGCAAUCAAUCACUUUGCUCAAGGUCCAUCCGAAGCAAAUAUUUUAUCAAAAGACUCACAUACAUAUUAUACAUCGUCAAAUAUUGGAGAUACGGUUUUUGCGCCACCUGCAUCUUAUUCUCAACAGCAACAACAAGGUACUACAGAAGACCAUGGUGUUUCAUUUAUGUACCAUCAUCCUAAUUCAAAACCUGCUUAUCCAUUUCCAUCUCAAGGAACUCAGUCACAUCUGGUGAAUGGAUUACCUUGUAGUGCUGCUGCUAAUAUGUUGGAUUCAUAUGCUGCGGUAAAUCAGUGCCAAAAAAUCUCACAUCUAAUCGAUGAAUUUGGUCGAAUAAACGUUGGACGCGGAGUUGAAACAGCAACUUGUAGUGAUAAUGAGUUAAAUCAGUUGCAUGUCCCGUUUUAUGAAACUUCAGUUGUUGGGAAUGGAAGUAAUGUACAGCUACACAAUACUUCAGUAACACAGUGGUCUCAUAUGAAGGAAAACAACGGAAAUAAUAAUAUGUGUUCUAUGGAUAAGUCCGAUAAUAUAUCCAGAUCACAAGCCAAUCCAAGUAGAUUAUCUACUUCAGCUAAUAACAGACCUGUACCAUCAGCUAUUGCUACAUCCGUCAGUAGUUCACCACGUACCAAAACUUGGGCCAAUAUAGCGGGACAACCACCCAAAGGGUCAGCUGCAGUUAUUCAAAACUCUAUAGGAUGGUCAGCGAAAAGAUCUAAUCCUCACAAUCUUACAUCUGUAAACAGGUCUUUCCAUACUUCUGCCGGGAACUACUCAGUUGGCAAGACUAAUUCUUUAAUGGCAAAUGCUUCAUGUAAUAAUGGGCAUUUAACACAACAGGAUAGAAUAAACAAUGGCGAUCAGUCAGGAAAUUUACGUUCUUUAGCGGAACCUAAUUCUGAGUUGAAGAAUACUUUAAAUAAUGGUGACCAUUCUUCAGAUAAUCCAACAUCUCUGUUAACCUCAGACAGAACUGCACAGGCUUUUCAACGUGAGUCGGAAGCUCUGCAUCAACGCUUGGCUAAGGUAAUCAACCCCAGUGAUUUCGAUACGCAUAUAGAAAAAGCCAGAUUCUUUGUAAUCAAGUCGUUUUCUGAGGAUGAUAUUCAUCGUUCGAUUAAAUACUCUAUUUGGUGUUCAACAGAACUAGGCAACAAGAAGCUUGACACAGCGUUUGCAGAAGCCAAUCACGCCUAUCCAAUAUAUUUGUUUUUUUCAGUCAAUGGAUCUGGACAUUUUUGUGGGAUGGCUGAAAUGGUUUCUCGUGUUGAUUAUAAUGCUAGAGCUAGUGUUUGGGCUCAAGAUAAGUGGCAAGGUAAAUUCUCAGUUCGAUGGAUAUUUGUAAAAGAUGUUCCUAAUACUGCAUUGAGACAUAUUCGUAUUGAGACAAAUGAUAAUAAACCAGUAACUCACUCUCGUGACACUACAGAACUUCCCUUGGAACGAGGCAAACAAGUAAUGGAAGUACUUGCCACAUAUUCACACACAUUAUCUAUUUUCGACGAUUUCUUUUAUUAUGAUCAACGGGAAAGACAAGAAGGAUUUCGUCGUAAAGAAUUCGGUACGCGUAAAGGUUGAUUUACAGACAACAAAUUGAUGUGAUUGAAUCUCAACAAAAUGUUGAUUGUAACGAAAUUGGGAUUUUUACACUCACUACAAUUAUAGAAAUGAAUGAUCUAAACAUUUCUCCCUUCAUCUUUCCCUGUAGUUCACAUUUUCAGUUAGAGGCUGUUUCCGGAUGAUUUAAAGACAUAAACUGUUUAGGCUUCCUCUCUUCCUUCUAUUAUCUUGUUUGUUUUUUUUAGAAAAAAAAACCAAAACCAUAUUUUACUGUGAAGUUUCUUUUCUACUUACAAUCUAAUUAAUCAUGGUUUAUACAGCCUCAGGUUAUAUAGCUUAUAAAAUUCACUUUCUUACUAACAAACUGUGUUUCAUCAAAUUGUGUGAUCAAAUAAAUGUUGCUGACAAGAGGAACACAAAUUGAAGUACUAAACAUGCUUAGAUAAGAAAUAACACAGUGUAUAUCUCUUUUACUAAAAUAUAGGUAAUCAUAUUAUAAUAUUGACAAUUUGAUAUUUCACAAACUAAACACAAACUUUGAUCUAUUUUUCAUGCUACAUUCAUCAUUAUCCUGUAGAACACAUCUGAAAGAUUAUUAUUUAAAACAAAACACAUUUGUAGAAGCACAUAGAAUAAUAAUAAUAACAUUACUUAUUUGGGUCCCUCUUUUAUUUAAAUCACAUAACGUUUACUUUUACUGCCAACCAUAAUGAAUACACUAUUGAGCAUGAAUCUUUUCUGAAGAACAAUUUGUUUCUUUUUUUUAAACCUUUUAUCUGUAAUGUAUAUUUCUUUUCAUCAAGUAAUUAUUAUUAACUGUUGUUCCAAUUAAUUUCUUUUUUUUUUCAUAUAUACAUCUAUAUAUUAUAUGAGUAGUUGCUAUUUCUUCAGAUAUAUAAAUGAUAUCAGUAAAUUUAUAACACUCACUGUAUCAACAACAGUGCCUACUUAUUUACAUUUAUAGGAAACAAUGCGAUGAUCGAAAUCCAUUUUUUUUCCAUACAUCAUCAUACACGAUAUAUAUAUAUAUAUACUUCUGUUUACUAAUCAAUCUAUGAUUGAAUAUACCACCAUCAUUAUUUAAAUAUAAAUAUAUACCGAUCUUCUGAAGUUAGACAGACACGCACGUAAACAUAUAUCACACUUUCAUUCAAAUUUUUCUCUUUCCUGUUUUGUUUUUUUUUACCUCGUAAUCAUUGUAGUAUGCGUUUCAGCCUUUUCUUUGUGAAGCUACCUUUUUCUACUUAUUAUUAGUAAAUUUGAAAAAAUAAUUCAGAACGAUUAAACAUUUGAAUAAAUAGGGCAAUUCAUUGAAUUCACCUAUUCAUUUAUAAACAUGAGUUAAACUGAUAUAGCUGUCCAUUAAUGCGAUAUGUGUUUUAUUUCUUUAUACAUGAAUCAAAUAUUUCUAACUCCCAACUGUUUAUAGGUGAAUGAAACCGAUACGUUGGC
Molecule: messenger RNA, 3816 nt
Organism: Schistosoma turkestanicum
Lineage: Eukaryota; Metazoa; Platyhelminthes; Trematoda; Strigeidida; Schistosomatidae
Source: the annotation of a GenBank genome assembly